This is a messenger RNA of Solea solea (common sole), 5902 nucleotides long. RefSeq names its product spectrin, beta, non-erythrocytic 4a (gene sptbn4a). The record is from RefSeq and is a predicted model, not a curated record. The transcript has 19 exons. NCBI's taxonomy places the organism in Eukaryota, Metazoa, Chordata, Actinopteri, Pleuronectiformes, Soleidae. Gene Ontology annotation, cellular component: cortical actin cytoskeleton; plasma membrane; cell junction. Gene Ontology annotation, biological process: actin cytoskeleton organization. The coding region runs from base 1078 to 5847 and encodes 1589 amino acids. Gene Ontology annotation, molecular function: actin filament binding.
CUCCCCCUUUUUCUCCGUUCCCUCUCCCCUUCUACUCUUGCUGUCUCCCUCCCUUCUCCCCUCCUUCUCUCUCUCCUCCUCUCUCUCUCUCUCUCUCCUUGCUCUAGCACUGCAGUGCUGAUUGUGAUUGCACACACACUCACACACACACACACACACUCACACAAGCGCACACACACGCACACACAGGAGCAUAGCUGAGCGGCAAGGACUGCAGCAGCAUGCACCAACCGCGGCUGAGCUGUGCAGGGACAUGAGGAAGGGGAACUGAGGAGAGAAGAGAAUCUGCUAUUUUGGCACCAGCACACAGGCUGCUGUGCAUCUGGUGUGAGCAUCUUUGCAGCAGUGGGGAUGAUGCAUUUCAAGAGCGGAUAGCUUAUGUUAUCCGGCCUGCUCUGCACUCUGCAUCCCAUUCACCCUGCUCCUCCCACUCCAACUCUUCCUCCUCCUCCUGUAUAAAGCGUCGUUAGACAGGACUACUGAUUGACCAGGAGUGGAGAGUGGUGGAUGGUCAGGUUUUUUUUUUUUGCUCUGGCUGAAAGAUUGCUCUGUGGUUUAUGCUACAUCUACACCUCCACUGAUGGCUGGAUUGUAAUUGACAUUUGGAGCUUCAAAGACACCCACAGCCCUCAAGGAAUCUUGGAUGUGUGUCAUUCUUUACCACUGUUGUCACUGGCGCAUUUCCUCUCUUUUUGCUGGUUGCCUUUGCUUUUCUGUGAGACUGGCUAGCAGGCACUGCAGCAUCAGGACUGCAAGACCCAUGAAGUAGUAGGGCAUAAGGACCCAGGGGUGACCCAGCGGAAGGGUUUGAGUGCUUCCAUUGCUACCACUGCUGCUGAGGUGCUUAUCUUGAUUUUUUUUUUUUUUCCUCCAGAAAAGGGUGUCUGGUGGGGGUUGGGGAGGGUGGUGACAGCACAGGUACCCAGGCCCCUGCAGAGCAGAGCGGGUGGCUCUUGCGUAGAGGAGGCAGGCAGGACGUCCUGUGGGAAAGAAGGGCUGGCUCAAGCCUUGGGCUCCUGAUGGUGGCUAUUUUUGUCUCCCCUAGCUGAGUGAUUGGGACAGCGGGUGGAAGAGAAGAUGCUGAUGGCCCGAGACACAGCGCGGGAUGAGGCUCAGAAGCUACACAGGAAGUGGCUGAAGCACCAGGCCUUUAUGGCAGAACUGGCCCGCAAUAAGGAAUGGCUGGCCAAGAUAGAACAGGAGGGUCAGGAGCUGAUCCAGGAGAAGCCAGAGCUGCGCUCCGUGGUUCAGCAGAAGCUCGUGGAGAUCCGAGAGUGCUGGUCCGACCUGGAGAGCACCACCAAGGCCAAGGCCCGCCAGCUCUUUGAAAACAACAAGCCCGAGCCGGCAGUGAAGAGCUACUCUGACCUCGACCACCAGCUCUCCCACCUGGAGCGGCAGCCGCCUCAGCUGGAGCAGGCUCAUCAUCUGCCCACCUUCAAUGAGCAGCUCCAGAAAUUCCAGGCUAUGGAGUCUCAGAUAGGGGACUUUUACAAGGAUGUGGGAGAGCUGGGCAGCUUGCAGGGGGUCUGCCUUCCUCAGCGGGGCCUGAUGGCAGGUGAGAAGGAAAGCAGCGAGCAGUCGGGCAUGGUCGAGACGCGCAUCGUCCGACUCAUUGAGCCCCUGAAGGAGAGACGCCGCAUCCUGUUGGCUUCCAAAGAAAUGCACCAAGUCGCUCAGGACCUGGAAGAUGAGAUACUGUGGAUUCAGGAAAGGCUUCCCUUGGCUUACUGUAAGGACUAUGGGAAUAACCUCCAGGGUGUACAGCAGCAUGUAAAAAAGAACCAGACCCUCCAGAGGGAGCUGACAGGGCGGCGGGCUCGCGUUGAAGAGGUUCUGGACCGGGCGGGUAUUAUCGCUUCCCUGAGGACUCCCGAGGUGGAGUUUGUGCGUGAAGGGGCGGGACACGUGCGCCAGCUGUGGGAGGUUUUGCAGCUGGAGACAGAACGGAGGUCUGUGAUGCUGGAUGCUACGCUACAGGCUCAGCAGUACUACAGUGAGGCAGCUAAAGUGGAAACCUGGCUGUCGGGUCAGAAGCUCCAACUUGCCAGUGAAGAAAAAGGCACGGAUGAGUCGAGCACUCUGCAGCUGCUGAAGGCCCACGUGGCUCUGGAGCAAACGGUGGAAACGUACGCCGAGACAGUUGGCAUGUUAUCCCAGCAAUGCCAGCACCUGCUGGAAAUGGGUCACCCAGAAAGUGAGCAGCUCACCAAGCAGCAGUCCCACAUAGACCGGCUGUAUGUGUCCCUCAAGGACAUGGUGGAGCACAGGAAGACCAAGCUGGAGCAGCAGUACUGGCUCUAUCAGCUCAACAAGGAGGUGGAGGAGUUGGAGAAGUGGAUCACGGAUCGCGAGACCGUGGCCAGUUCCACCGAGCUGGGUCAGGACCUUGAGGAUGUCACGGUGCUUCAAGAGAGGUUCACAAAGUUUGCCUCAGAGACCAACAACGUUGGCCAGCAGCGCAUGGAGCAGGUGAACAAAAUGGUGAACGAGAUGAUCGACUGCGGCCACACCGACGCGGCCACCAUCGCCGAGUGGAAGGACGGCCUGAAUGAGUCGUGGGCUGACCUCCUGGAGCUGAUGGAGACUCGCAGGCAGAUGCUGGCGGCGUCACACCAGCUGCACAGGUUCUUCACCGACUGCAAAGAGGUCUUGGCUCAGAUCGCAGGGAAGAUGAAGCAGCUGCCAGAGGUGAGAGCGUGCCAGGCCAACAUCACCAAUCCAGCCACCCUGCAGAGACUCAUGCACUCCUUUGAGCAUGCCCUUCAACUGCUCGUUGCACAGGUGAGGCAGCUGCAGGAGAACGCUGCCCAGCUGAGGACCAUCUACGCUGGCGAGAAGGCCGAGGCCAUCAUGGUCAAAGAGCAGGAGGUGAUGGAGGCGUGGAAAGCGCUGCUGAGCUCCUGCGAGUCUAGUCGCAUCCAGGUUACUUCAGUGACCGACAAGGUGCAGUUCUUCUCGGUGGUGCGUGAAAACCUGAUGUGGAUGGAAGGCAUCAUGGGCCAGAUAGGCUGGGAUGAGCCAAGGGAUUUGACAGCUCUGGAGGUGAUGAUGAGGCAACACCAAGAGAUGAAAGCCAAAAUAGAUGGCCGCAACAAGACCAUACAGCAAUGUGCAGAUCUGGGCAAGAUCCUGAUAGCUGCAGGAAACCCUGCAUCCGAAGAGAUUAAAGAGAAGCUGGACAGCCUUCUGUCUAAGCAGAAGGAUCUGGUCGAAAAAUGGGACAAACACCAGGAAAGGUUGCAACGCAAGCAGGAACAGUUCCAGUUUGCCCAGGAGACAGUCAAGGCAGAGGCCUGGCUGAAAGCCAAGGAGCCACUGAUCACCUCCAAGGAGCCAGAAGGAGGGGGGGCCCAGGCCCAAACAGACGAGGCAGAGCAGCUCAUCCUUCGCCACGAGGCCUUCCGCAAGGCUGCCGUAACCUGGAAAGAACGUUUCAGCUCCCUCCGUCAGCUUUCCGCAGCUGAGAAGAAAAAAGAGGAGGAGAAGAAGACAACCCCACUCUCCAGUCGAAGGAUGUUCCCAUUAUCUUGUUUGACUCCAAACGUUGCCUCAACCAGUGCUACCUCACCUUUCCUGAGGCAGACAAUAAAGGGGCAUAUAGAAAACAAACCAUCACAGACCUGUCUGGAUCUGGGUGCCACCCCUGCUUCCCAGAGAUUGUCCUCAGCCCUUGCCAGCUACAAUCCAGUUAUAAAUGGAUCGGGCUACCACGGACUGGAACAGCAAAACAGUGGGAAGUUAAUGAGCUCCUCAUACCUUGGGAUGAACCACCAGGCGGCUGGAGGUGGAAGUGACUCUGGUUACUCAGCGUUGACCUCUCAGAGUGGUGGAGCAGAUACUUCGACUUACCUUGGGAUAAACCAUCAAACUGUUGGUAGUGCAGAAAGUUCUGGGUACUUUGGACUAACUUCUGGGUGUGUGGGGAAUAUGCAAAACCAUCUAAGUAGUGGCAGAUUAGGAAGUUCGGGUAACAUAGCGCAACAGACAAGCAGUGGAGGUUUGGGAAAUCCUAGCUUUCUCCCUCAACAGAAUAUGGGCAGUUCGGGAUAUUUGGCACAACAGCCUAAUAUUGGGAGUUCUGGGUAUUUGGCACAGCAGUGUAACAUGGGGAGUUCUGGGUAUUUGGCACAACAGUCUAACAUGGGGAGCUCUGGGUAUUUGGCACAGCAGUCCAACAUGGGGAGUUCCGGGUAUUUGGCACAACAGCCUAAUAUGGGGAGUUCUGGUUACUUGGCACAACAGCCUAAUACGGGGAGUUCUGCGUAUUUGGCACAACAGCCUAAUACGGGGAGUUCUGGGUAUCUGGCACAACAGCCUAAUGCGGGGAGUUCUGGGUAUCUGGCACCACAGCCUAAUAUGGGGAGUUCUGGGUAUUUGGCACAGCAGCCUAACAUGGGGAGUUCUGGAUACCUAGCACAGAAUUAUCAGAGCACUGGGGGAUUAGGUAGCUCAGGCUUUCUAGCACAAAAUAAUUACAGCAGUGGAAGUCUGGGUAGUUCUGGUUUCUUAGCUCAGAGUGGUGGCAUCAUGGACCCUAAAAUGGCAUAUGCAUGGCAGCACCUAAAAGCUGACUUCAUGCAGCCCAGGAUCAACCACAUCCACAAGGCCGUAAAUCCUCUCCUUGAAGCCAGCAGAGUGCAACGGGAACAGUAUGGUGACAUCCCAAUGGCAGACAUGAUGGGGCCAGAGUCUGGGCUGGAGCUCCUUCACGGUAGACUCCAAAGGGAUCCCCGCGGCAGCCGCUCUGACCCUCAGAUGGACCAUCUGAGGCGAGAGAGGGAGUACAAGCUGGGUAGACAGACCUCCAGUGAGCAGGAGAUCCAGGCCAGGCUGAACGAGCUGCCAAUGAUUGUGCGUCAGGAGCGUUACCGGAGACGCCUGGAGAGGCAGUCGUCCAGUGAACAGGAGGCGCAAACAGGAAGCGGCAAACAGAAGCUACAGAGACAGGACUCGAGUGACUUAGAGGGCUCCGUUAAAGAGGGCUCUGACAAACGCUCAGGGGAGAAGAGAUCUACCAUGGCAGAGAUUGUAGAACAAGUCCAGGAGAGAGAGGCAGCACAGGCACGAGGAGAGCCUUAUCGCCCUCCCAGCAGCCUCUCGGCACCUGUGACUCGUUUCGACGGACGGCCCCGUGCCCGAGACCGUCCAAAACCGAGAAGGAGGCCCCGUCCAAAAGAGCCUGAGGAGACACGGCGCUCUCGCUCAGCCCCAGCAACUGGAGCCCCAACGACUCCCCAGCCGCCUUCCCUCACUGCCCAUAAUGAAGGAUUCCUCUACCGCAAAAAGGCCACCAGUGCUGACCUAGAUGGUCAACAGAAGAGCCCCAACAGUAAGUCGUGGGUCAAUGUAUACUGUGUGCUGAAAGAGGGAACGCUGACCUUCUACAAGGACGCCAGGAACCACAAGACGACGUACAACGAAGAGCCAUCCGUUGAACUCCGUGACUGCUCAUUUGAUCCUUCACUGGGAUACAAGAAGAAGAAAAAUGUUUUUAUUCUCCAAAUAAACGAUGGAAACUUCUUUGUAUUCCAUGCGAAAGAUGAGGAAGACAUGAAGGCCUGGACUUCAAACAUCUCCUCCUGUAUAUCCGAGUAUGACGACAUGGCCAAGUGGGACAAGCCUGGGACCUCGUCCAUGGACCCUGACCACUCGGAGAGGAAGGAGAAGUCGGAGGGCGACGCGGACGCCAGGUCAGAGAGGUCUGAGCUGGCCGAAGGGGAGGAGAGGUCUGAGAAGGAGAGGUCAGAGAAAGGGGAUGGCUCUGAGAAGCUAGACACAUCAGAAAUCGCAGACAAGAUGGAGGGCGGGGCUGGGGGCUCCAGCACGUCUGGAAAAAGCAAAUGAGGAGCCCCCUUUGUCGUUUUAAAUUUACUCACUGACAGAGGGCUUGGGAGGCAGU